AUGAGCCUGAACGUCCCAGGACUCGUGCUGAUGGUGCUCUUCUACCUGCUGGUGCUGGGCACCGGUAUCUGGGCCGCCAUGAAGACCAAGCGGCUGCAGAAGAGCAUCCAGGGUGACCAAACGGAGAUCACUCUGCUGGGCAACCGGGGGAUCAGCCUGGCAGUGGGAGUCUUCACUAUGACAGCUACAUUUGUUGGAGGGGGCUUCAUUGUUGGUCUGACAGAGGUCGUGUACAAUCCAACUAUGGGACUGACGUGGGCGGUCAUGCCGAUAACAUCCAGCCUGUCUUUCAUUCUUGGUGGACUUUUCUUCGCCAAGAAGAUGAGAGACAAAAGAUAUAUAACGAUGAUGGACCCGUUCCAGAUCAAGUAUGGAAAUGGAAUAAGUGCAGUUCUGUCCCUGGCACUGCUGUUAUCCGACAUAAUCUGGGUCACAGGAACUCUUAUCGGUUUAGGUGCAACAAUGAAUGUGAUCCUGGAUUUGCCCUAUCAUGUCUGCAUUUGGAUCUCUGCCUCAGUAGCCAUCCUUUACACACUGCUGGGAGGUCUCUACUCUGUCGCCUACACAGACAUCAUACAGUUAAGCCUCAUAUUCAUCAGUUUGUGGUUAUGUGUCCCCUUCAUCUUCAUGAACCCCCAUUCAACUGACAUCACCAAGACUGCGUUUAACUUCACCUACCAGGCCCCCUGGAUUGGUUCGGUGGAAAAGGAAAAGGUGUGGAGGUGGAUUGAUAAUUUCUUAUUAUUGGCAUUAGGUAACCUUGGAUACCAGGACUUCCAUCAGAGGACGCUGUCAGCUGCCUCGUCAGCUACAGCCAGGUUAACCUGUUUUAUUGCAGCUCCCUUCAUGUUCAUACUAGGGAUCCCAUCCAUUUUGAUCGGGGCAAUGGCCGCAUCCACAGAUUGGAACACAACCGCAUACGGCUCUCCGAGCCCAUACGAGCGUGGAGAGGCCAGUCAGGUUCUGCCCAUUGCUCUGCAGCACCUCACCCCACACUACAUCUCCGUCAUCGGUAUCGCAGCUAUAGCAGCUGCAGUGAUGUCAUCGACAGACUCGGCUUUAUUGUCCGGUGCCUCCAUCUUCACAUCCAAUAUCUAUAGGAACAUACUGAGGACUACAGCAUCAGAUAGGGAGCUCCAGUGGGUGAUCCGUGCCACCGUGGUGUUGGUGGGCUUAGCUGGUACCCUGCUCACCCUCGUACACAACAGCAUUAUGUUUUUCUGGAUCCUGGGCUCAAGCAUAACCUACACCAUGAUGUUCCCCCAACUCGUCUGCGUCCUCUUCUUUCCCAUCUCCAAUGGCUACGGCUCCAUCAUGGGCUUGAUUGCUGGCGUGUCGCUGAGAGUACUGAGCGGCGAGCCAACAAUAGGGUUGCCCGUUGUUCUCCACUUCCCAGGUUGCACACUUGAGAACGGUGUUUACGUCCAGCACUCUCCUGUUCAGACGAUCUGCAUGUUGUCCAACUUAUUUGUUACUUUAUUGUUCUCUUUCCUCGCUUCACUUCUCUUCAAUAGAGGACUGGUUCCUGAGAGGUGGGACAUAUUUAAAGUGAAAACCCCCAAACCGCCAAAUAAAAUAAUGUUAGUGAGCAAUGGCACCACCAAAACAGACGAGGAGAAACCUGAGGUUCAUAAUGAGCUUGAAUUAAUGUUGACCACAAAUCAGUAGGUUUGAAGGAGAAAUUAUUUAAUGGAAUGUCAACAAGUUUUGUGCUAUAGUAUUGUGUCACCGAUGAAAUAUAUAAGAAGAAUUAAUCUCUUGCAACAAUUUUAUGGUAUUAUAUAUGGCCUUAAGAAAAGAUGUUGAAGAUAAUAAUACAAUGUUUUAAAAUGAACUGUAUUUAACAUUGAGAUUGAAAGCAUUAAUAAAGCAACACACAUUGAUUAUUUA
Messenger RNA from Pseudoliparis swirei, 1890 nucleotides. RefSeq names its product high affinity choline transporter 1-like. Lineage: Eukaryota; Metazoa; Chordata; Actinopteri; Perciformes; Liparidae. The record is from RefSeq and is a predicted model, not a curated record. Gene Ontology annotation, biological process: choline transport; acetylcholine biosynthetic process; transmembrane transport. The coding region runs from base 1 to 1668 and encodes 555 amino acids. Gene Ontology annotation, molecular function: choline:sodium symporter activity. Gene Ontology annotation, cellular component: plasma membrane. The transcript is spliced from 8 exons.